Molecule: messenger RNA, 156 nt
Organism: Mycotypha africana
Lineage: Eukaryota; Fungi; Mucoromycota; Mucoromycetes; Mucorales; Mycotyphaceae
Exons: 1
Source: RefSeq, a predicted model, not a curated record
GGUACCGGCGUUCUUCAUUGCAAGCAAUGUCUGAAGCUAUGGCAGAGAGACAUUAACGCCGCUAUCAACAGGAUGGCCAUAUCUCCAGCAGUUUGGUAUGGAGCGGGAAGACCCGACGUUUUCAAGCCAGCGAAGAAGAAGAAAGUAUCGCCGUAA